Messenger RNA from Bursaphelenchus xylophilus (pine wood nematode), 6636 nucleotides. The record is from the annotation of a GenBank genome assembly. NCBI's taxonomy places the organism in Eukaryota, Metazoa, Nematoda, Chromadorea, Rhabditida, Aphelenchoididae.
AUGGCGCUCGGUAAAUUUUUGGAUUUGUUUUUUGGAAUUGAAGUAAAUAAUGAGUAAAAAAUUAUUUUUAUGCACGUUAUAGAGAGCUUUUACGGCAAAAAAUUUGUCUUUAGACGUUAUAGAGAGGCUUCAAAGUAAAAUUUUUUAUGACGUUAUAGAGGGGUUUUACAAAAAUUUUUAUAAAAAUUUUUUCUGCACGUUAUAGACAGGUUUUAUAGUAAAAAAUUAUUUUUGAAACGUUAUAGAGAGGUUUCAAGGUAAAAUUUAUUUUGACGUUAUAGAGGGGUUUUACGGUAAAAAUUAUUUUUAGGCAUUAUACCGAGGGUUUACGGUAAAAAUUAUUUGUUGGACGGUUUUACAAUAAAGGUUUUUUAUGACGUUAUCGAGAGAUUUUGCGAUAAAAAAUCACUUUUUGAGACGUUAUGCAGAGGUUUUGCAGAAAAAAAUUUUUUGACGUUAUAGAGAGGUCUUACAAUAAAAAGUUUUUUUUGGACGUUAUACAAAGGUUUUACAAUAAAAAAAAAUUUUUUUGUACGUUAUACAGAGGUUUUCCAGUAAAAAAAUUAUUUUUUGAAAAUUUCAAAAACCUCAAAAACCCCUUUUUUCAGCUCAUGGAAUUGCCGUUGUUCUUCACGAAACCUUACAAUUCGGUCUGUUUCUUGGAAGAUUUACCGGAAAUCUUUUGUACGGAACGGUUAGAGCGUUGAUCCCCUCAGGGGUUUUGCCCAGAAAAUGCGUUAGAGACAAGGUAUUCUUGAUUACUGGAAGUGCGAGCGGAAUUGGAAGACUCUGUGCAUUAAAGGUGAGUGAAAAAAAAUGAAAAAAAACCACAGUAAUGCUUGUAUAUUAUACAUAUAUUACAUGUAUGCAACAAAACCUUUGCAUAAUGACUUUGCUUUUUUUCUUGGUGGUUUGUUGUACAAAGGCUCUACUUUAUUCAAAUUCCCCACCUAUUUUUUAUCUCUUUUGUCUGUGCGCCAUGAUAGCUCAGUUGGGAGAGCGUUAGACUGAAGAUCUAAAGGUCGCCGGUUCGAUCCCGGCUCGUGGCAUUUUUUGAUUUUUUGUGUGUUUUUUGUGUUCAAAAAAAUUAUUUUUGAAUAAAAAAGAUAAUUAAAAUAUCUUCAAAGUGUCUAAGCUCUACAUUAACAUCAAAAAAAAUUUCCAAAAUUAGCAAAAAAUUGAAAAAAUUUAAAAAUUUUAUCAGAAAGUAGUCUAAAAUAAUGUAAAACUGCUAUAACAUCGCGCAAAAAACUCGAGGAGGCCUAAAAUUUCGCCUAGCGUGAGUUCAGACCUCCCUUUUAACCUAACAAAAAUGCUGGCGACAAACAAAAACUGCAUCCCUUUUUCUCAGCAAAUUUGUCCCCAGUCGGUAGGACCACGGAAGAAGUGCAUGUAUCUCAUCUGGUGCAUGAGUAAACCGAGGAAAACUUUGCCGUCAAACCAAGCAUUUCUUCCAUUCUCCUGGGGGAUACAGGACUUCCGGAUAUGACGGUGAAAUUGGCUGGAAAUAAAGAAUAUUACACUUGAUGACCAUGUAUAAUAUAAAUGCCGAAUUCAACGGGAAAUGAGACGAAUUCUAGACUUCUUACCCUCUCAACGAAAUUUUUAGUUCUUCUAGUUUCUGUGACGUUAAUAAGUGCGAAAUAUCUACUCUUUGUAGCUGUAUUUCCAAUUUUUUCAUUUUCGGCCAACCUUGAUUUUGCUGGAUGAGCCGGCAAAAUUUUCGAAUUUUCUGGGUUCCCAGACUUCCUUGGGCUCGUUCGCCUUUGUACAACCCCGUUCGAAGACGCUGGACCACUUGAACAACCAGAAAUUUCAUUAAAAUUAUAUUGUACUAGAUGAGCUGAUCUUUUCAGCGGAAUUUCCCGUGAAAUUCUGAAUCCUCUGCCAUUCGGAGGUACUGUAAACACACCAGUAGGCACUAUAGGCAUUGUACUUCCUUCAACCGGCUUUCUGAGUCUAAAAACUCCGCGUGGAUGGCGUCCCGGGACAAUGCCUCUUCUCUUUGGAGGUCCCGACAAAAUCUCGAUUUCUGGAGUUGACGCUGGCUGAAUUUUUGGGACUUCUUUGACUUCAUGAGUUGCUUUAGACUCCUUCUCAAUAGUUUCGAUUGUUUCGGCUGACAUGGUUGGGGUUUUUGGGCCGAAUUGAGCGGUUAUUUAAAUCGACAUCUAUCACUUUUCUUGUCACAACAACAUGGCUUUACAUGCUCUUUCAUUCUCUUCCACUAUUCAAAUUCCCCACCCAUUUUUUAUCGGUUUAGUUUGUGCGCCAUGAUAGCUCAGUUGGGAGAGCGUUAGACUGAAGAUCUAAAGGUCGCCGGUUCGAUCCCGGCUCGUGGCAUCUCUUUUUAAAAAAUUUUUUUGAUAAAACUUUCUAAACCUUACAAGGGAAGUCACUUAAAUCACGGAUCGAUUUUGUAAAACGACUGUUACAGCGAUAGGGAGGGUAGGAAGGAGAUAUCAAAUCUGAAAACCGCUACCUCCACCGGCCUCUGGGAGCCGAGAUAAUCGACCAAAAAGUUUGCCCAAAUUCCUCCGAACAUUUAUUCCUUCCGAAAGAAGAAAAGGCAGCGAACCGAAUGGUCCGGUGGUCUGGAAGCGCGCUUCCGGGCCUUCACCUUUUCAGGUUCGAAUCCGCACGGGUCUCGAACUUGCGAAAAAUUUAUGUUGCUGUGAUCCAGUAAAUUUACUAGCAAUUUAUUUUAUAUUUUAUGCUUAUUUUACGGUAAAUUUUCAACCUUGAAAAUCCAAAUCGUUUGGAACUCGCAUUCACAUUAUUACCCUGAAUUUAACCGUAAAAUACGCAAAAAAUCAAAAAUUUUACCUUACCGGUAAAUUUACUGGAUUACAUGAAAAGUUUAAUAAAUUAUUUGACCCAUGCGGAUUCGAACCUGAAAAGGUCAAGGCCCGGAAGCGCGCUUCCAGACCACCGGACUAUUCGGUUCUCUCCCCUACUUCUUUCGGAAGAGAGGACUAUUCGGAGCAACUUUUUUAGGUCAAACCUUUUUGGUCGAUUAUCUCGGCUCCCAGAGGCCGGUGGAGGUAGCGGUUUUCAGAUUUAAUAUCUCCGUCCUACCCUCCCCAUCGCUGUAACAGUCGUUUUUAAAAAUCGAUCCGUGACUUAAGUGACUUCCCUUGUUAGCCCCAACUUUCUAAAUAAAUAAAUACUUUUGUUUUCAGUUUGGUCAACUUGGCGCUGUCAUUGUUUUAUGGGACAUCAAUGAAACCGGGAAUACCGAAACUUUACGUCUUCUUACUGGAAUGGGAGUAAAAGUAAGUGGAAAACCCACCAAAAUAUUCAAGAUUAUGUUUGAAAACAGAGUUGAAUCUUUGUGCACCGAAACCUCUCUAUAACCAACAAAUCCUCUCUAUUGCGGACAAAACCUCUCUAUAACACACAAGGCCUCUCUAUAACCAAAAAAAUCUCUCCAUUCCAAACAAAACCUUUCUAUAACAAACAAAUCCUUUGUAUUGCGAACAAAACCUCUCUAUAACAAAAAGGGCUUUCUAUAACAAACAAAUCAUCUCUAUAACGAACCAACCCCUCUCUUACAAAAAACACCUCUUUACAACGUGUAAAACCUCUCUACAACAAACAAAAACUUCGCUAGAAAGAGAAAACCUUUCUAUAACAAACAAAUCCUCUCUAUAACAAAGAAAAACCCCCUUAUAUUAUAGCAAAAAAAAGCCAUAGGAAUUAAUUUCAGGCCUAAAUAAAGCACUUUUUAACAAAACCUGUCUAUAACGAACAAAUUUUUUUGGUAUCUGACGAUUCAUUAUACAGAGGUUAGACAGUAUUUGAAAGCAAAAAGCGCAAAAAAAAUCAUUUUUUUAUCCCAAAAAUUGCGUUUCCAGUCUGUCGGGAAAAUAAUGAGCACCCUGUCGCAUCGAAAAUCGCAUCGCCGCCGACAAAAUGAAUUGUGUCGCGGAGAAAUCAAAUUGCUUUUUAAUUUAGCGAUGAGAUCGGCGCAUGUGUUCAUUAUUUUCCCGACAGACUGAUAAAUAAAAUCUCAUUUUCAGGCCCGCGCUUACACAGUCGACUUGGCCGACAAAGAGCAAAUUUAUUCGACCGCCGAAAAAGUCAAAAAUGAACUAGGCGAUGUUUAUUUGGUCAUGAACAACGCUGGCGUUGUGUGCGGAAAAGACCUGGUCGAUCUGCCAGACAAGGCCAUGGAAUUGACGAUCGAUGUGAAUGUGAAGUCGCUGUUUUAUGUGAGUUGUUGGAUGAAGAUACUAGUCGCGGCAAAAAGUCCUUGGAAUUUUCUGCGACUCUGCACUGUGCAUGAACCCGAAAAGCGCUUUUGCACAGUGCAAUUUUGUUGAUUUUGGCUUAUUGUCGCGCGACAAAUCAACAUUUCGGGGGUGCGACGAGAUUUGGGGGCCGCGAAAAAUUCCAAGGACUUUUUGCCGCGGCUAGUAUCAAGCUUAUGUGUGAUGUCUUUUGCACCGACCAAAUUUUUUUUUAAAAGGAAUGUACUGACUUUAAAUCAACUUGCGCUGGAUUUUUCACUCCUAUCAGUCUGUCGGAAAAAUAACGGCGGAUCGUCGCGCCUCGGAAUCGCCCAUCAUCGCUUUGCGACUGCAAGCGAACUGCAAGGGAUUUGGUGCGCGAUAGCGGCGAGGUGAGACAUUUUGCUGCGACGAUCCGCCGUUAUUUUCCCGACAGAAUGAUAAAAGCCUAAAAUGGGCAGCUAAUACUAGGUCGUUCGUAAAGUGGCUGGAAUGUUUUCGGCGAUAUGCACUCUGCGAAAACGAAAGUUCACUUUGCACUGUGCAAUCUCUCGCCUUUUGCACAGUGCAAUAGGCUUUUUUCGGCUGUCGCUCGCACCCUGACGUUUUUCUCACAGUGCAUGUCGCCAAUUUCGGUCCGGCGACUUUCUGGACGGACUAUUAUUUACAUAUAUCCUCGAUCAGCGUGACCACGCGAAUUUUUUGAGGUAUGUCUCGUCGAAAAUUAGGAGCCCCAAUAAAAGUGCUUUUUUUAUCUUUCCGCACUGUGCAGUUGACCCUUUGCAGUGGGCGCUGCAAAAAAAGUCUGCGUACUUUUGAAAAGGCGUAGUAUGCCAAAUAUCCAUACACUUUAUGAAAAUACUAAUAACGGUCUGUCGGGAACAUAAUGAGCACAAUGUCGCUGCCCCAAUCGCAUCGCUGAAAUGAAAAGCAAUUUGAUUUUCUCCGCGACACAAUUCGUUUGCACGGCGGUAAUGUGAUUUUUGAUGUUCGAGUGCUCAUUAUUUUCCCGACAGACUGAUAACUUCUAUUUACCUUUCUAAAUCCUCCUUUUUCCAGGUGACCAAAGCGUUUCUUCCCAGAAUGCUCGAGAAAGACGAAGGCCACAUCGUGACUAUGGCCAGCAUUGCUGGUCACGCCGGUCUGAUUGGGCUCACGGAUUAUUGUGCCAGCAAACAUGCGGCUGUUGGGUUUAUGGCCGCGCUAUAUCGAGAACUUUAUAAUAUUGGGUCCAAUGUGCAGACAACAACAGUAUCACCGUACUAUAUUAACACUGGAAUGUUUGAUGGCGUCACAGAGUCGAAGUAGGUUCUUGGACCACCUCUUUAUGACUUAUGAUGAUGUGGUCCAAGUGUAACGGCUGAAAAAUUUGGGAUUUUGAGAAAAAUGGGGCCUAAAAUUUACUAUGGUUUUUUGAAGCGAGUGUUAGUACUACCCGGGAGAAAUUGCCGCGGAAAAUGCGGAAAAUCAAUGAAAAAUGUACGCUGGGGAUCUGAUUUUUGCAGUGGCAAAAAACGUACCAUUUUGCGUCCGGGAAGUAUCAAGAAAUGUGGCAAAAUGCCUCCCUCUCCAACUGAAAAAAACUCCGGUUUCAAAAGCGCGCCCGGUCUUUUUGUAGGGGAGCCCUUCAAGACGGAGUUUUUUUUAGUUGGAGAGGGAGGCAUUUUGCCACACUUUUUGAUACCUCCCGGAUGCAAAAUGGUGGUGUUUUGCCACUGGAUCAGGUCGGCCACUGUAUACUUGCCAAAACGUAAUUUUUUUUGAUUUUUUCUUGUAUUGUCAAUUAUUUCUGUAAAGCGGCGACACUGCUGAGAAGCAAAAGGUCAAAUGCACCCCGCAAAAAGGAGUUUUGUGCACGGUGCGGACCACGGCAAAAAGUCUCCGCACUUUUUAAGAUUUUUUUUAGUAUUGUAUGACUACAGUGACCUGAUCCAAUGGCGAAAAACGUCUCUUUUUGCAUCCCGGAAGGGGCCAGAAUGACUCCAAACCCUUCCCUUCUAUAAGCUAAAAAACUCCGCUUUGAAAAGCGGGCCCUUUCCUUCAAGGUUUGGAGACAUUUUGGUCCCUUCCGGGAUGCAAAAUGAGACGUUUUUUGCCAUUGGAUCCGAUCUCACACUGUAUUUUUUUGCUUUCCAAAAUGUUCAAACAGCAUUAUUGAUCUUCUUUCUUCAGGCUCUUCCCAGUCUGUCCGAUUCUGCAGCCCGAGUAUGUUGCGGACCGAAUUGUUGACGCCGUCUUGACGAAUACACCUCAUUUGAUUCUCCCACGGUUCCUGUACAUCAUCAAAUUCGUGGGCACUUUUCUCCCGCAAUCUUGUACGGAUGCCAUCUACGAUUAUACGAAUACGGACAGGACAAUGUUGACGUUCAAAGGGCGAAUCGAGGAGAUUGCAAAAUCUCCUUGA